AUGGAAGAUUUCAUGAAACACCGGCCGGCCAAGUUCUCUGGCAAAGCCACUCCUGACGAGGCAGAUGCUUGGAUGCGGGAGUGUGAGAAGAUCUGUAGAGUGCUGGGAUGCACAGAUGAGCAGAGGCUGUUGUUUGUCACGUUUCUUCUGGUGGCAGACGCAGAGUAUUGGUGGCAGGGGAUGCAGCAGUUGAUGCAGACCCGUGGGGAGCAGGUGACGUGGACUGUCUUCAGGACGAGGUUCCUGGAGAAGUACUUUCUCGACAGUGCGAGGCACGAACGGGAGGCAGAGUUCCUUACUCUUCAGCAGGGGACUAUGACCGUGGCGGCUUAUAUAGAGAGGUUCGAAUACCUGGCGCGUUUCUACACUCCAGAGGUUACUGAGGAGUGGAGGUGUAGGAGGUUCGAGGGCGGAUUAAAACAUGAGAUACGCCGCUUCAUUGUGCCACUUCGGAUUAGAGAGUUUCCAGUUUUGGUCGAGCAGGCCAAAACCGUGGAGCAGUUGGAGACUGGGUCGAGUAGUGGGGGAAACAGUAGAGGACUACCUCAGAUGUCAGACCUCAGAGGAAACCUUAUAGCAGACCGCCGACUACCUGGGGAAGAUUACGGUGUUUUAACUGUGGCGGGGAACACUUGA
Molecule: messenger RNA, 636 nt
Organism: Vigna unguiculata (cowpea)
Lineage: Eukaryota; Viridiplantae; Streptophyta; Magnoliopsida; Fabales; Fabaceae
Source: RefSeq, a predicted model, not a curated record